AAAGAGGAAGAAAAAAAAUCACAGAGAUACAAUGUGUGACAGUCACAGCCCUUCACAGCACCGGACACUGAGGAAGAGCAUCCUGACGGACACCGGCCUAAGUGGUGUGAAUCCUGAUCAACACUACUGGAAACAGGAAGAGCAGGUGGGACCAUAUCCUUUCUGCUUCACCUGGGUUUUUUUAGAUGGAAAGGGAAACCUAUAUGAACUUUGCUUCUUAGAGCCGGGGCUUUCCUGGAUGAUAAUACUUUUUGAUGGAUCAUGAUCCACUCUGGUUGCUCUCCACUGAACUCACCUGAGAUGUCGAGCGGCCUCCUGUGGGCUUGCACUGCACUUGUUUUGAUGUCUGCAGAAGUUUCUACACAUGUGUAAAUACGUCCAGAUGUUCAAAUCUGAUUGGAGGAUCAAAGAAAAAUCUACGUCCCAGACAUUGACAGAGAUGGUUUCAACACAAACACUAGACAAACUGAAGAGAAAACAACAUUUACACAUGGAGAAGCCUGGUUCUAUCUCGAGCCGGUGAAGUAUGGAGAAAGCUGUGCCAGGUCUGAUGCUGGGUCUCCUGACCAAUCACACAACUCCAAAUGACACGUCCGGCCAGUGGAUCACAACCAAGCCUACCCCUCCCAGCAUGGAGGAGGUCAUCCACUCGGAAUCCCAGAUUAAGGAUCUUGUUGGGUUGUUUUGCAUGGUGACCCUUAACCUGGCAGCACUAUUGGGCAACAGCGGAGUCAUGGUGGCCAUUGCCCGAGCUCCUCACAUGAAAAAAUAUGUGUUUGUUUGUCAUCUUUGUGCAGUUGACUUGCUUUGUGCUAUAUUGUUGAUGCCUCUCGGGAUAGUGUCUAGUUCUCCGUUCUUUAGCACUGUAGCGUUUACCGUUCUGGAGUGCCAGGUGUACAUCUUUUUAAACGUGUUCCUCAUCUGUGCCUCUAUUCUUACCGUGACUGCGAUCAGUAUUGAACGCUACUACUAUAUUGUUCAUCCUAUGCGAUACGAGGUAAAGAUGACUCUAAACCUUGCACUUGGGGUUAUGGUCUUCAUUUGGGUCAAAUCCAUCCUGUUGGCUUUGGUUACGCUUCUCGGUUGGCCAGCGUAUGGGAACCAGAGCUCCAUCGCAGCGGCCCAUUGCUCUUUACACUGGAGCCACAGUCGCCUCAGGAAGGUUUUUGCUAUUCUCUUCAGCGUGCUUUGCUUCUUGGUCCCUGCUGUUGUGAUUUUUGCAGUAUAUUGCAAUGUAUACAAAGUCGCACGAACAGCUGCCCGUCAGCACGUACCACUGCCCAGCUGGGCGGCCAACCAAGCUAAGCGUCGCUCGGAUUCCAUCAACAGCCAGACCACUAUCAUCACCACCACCCGCAGCCUGCCCCAGAGAUUGUCUCCUGAGAGAGUUUUUGGUGGCGGAAAGGCUGCUAUCACCCUGGUUGUCAUUGUGGGCCAGUUUCUUAUCUGCUGGCUCCCGUACUUCAGUUUCCACCUUUACAUGUCCAUCACCACUCCGCUUCAGAGCCCAGGGGACAUCGAAGAAGCCGUCACUUGGCUAGCGUAUUCCUCGUUCGCUGUGAAUCCAUUCUUCUACGGCCUUCUGAACCGACAGAUCCGCGAGGAACUGAUAAAACUGAGAAAAUGUUGCGCCAGUAGACCUGUUGAACUUCGAGCCUCAAGUCACGAAGGUUCCAUCCAUGAAAACUUUCUUCAGUUUCUGCAAAGGACCAGCAGCACGGCUGAGACCACCAGACCCAGUUGUGGCAAUUCUAGUCCGAGGGAUACUGUGGAUCAGGGUGCCAGGUUACCUGGCCAGAUCCCUGAGGAAUGACUUGGAAAAUGUGGGAGUACUUGUAUGAAUAAAGGUCAUGACUUUUGAAUUUUUGUUUUUAUUAAGAAGAGCAUUAUAUGUGCAUGACUAAUUUUAUAUUUAAGGGUUAGUUCACCCAAAAAUGA
Rhinichthys klamathensis goyatoka is the source of this 1938-nucleotide messenger RNA. It is a transcript of the gene gpr61l, whose product is annotated as G protein-coupled receptor 61-like. Gene Ontology annotation, biological process: G protein-coupled receptor signaling pathway. Gene Ontology annotation, cellular component: endosome; plasma membrane; signaling receptor complex. The transcript has 2 exons. NCBI's taxonomy places the organism in Eukaryota, Metazoa, Chordata, Actinopteri, Cypriniformes, Leuciscidae. The record is from RefSeq and is a predicted model, not a curated record. Gene Ontology annotation, molecular function: G protein-coupled receptor activity. Bases 527 to 1813 code for a protein of 428 amino acids.